Coregonus sp. 'balchen' is the source of this 3116-nucleotide messenger RNA. Lineage: Eukaryota; Metazoa; Chordata; Actinopteri; Salmoniformes; Salmonidae. The record is from the annotation of a GenBank genome assembly.
AUGUGGAGGAGCCUGUCCAAAUAUAUCUGUAUCUUCUUCCUGUUCAGCAACAUCAACAUUCUGGAGGUAGGAUAAAGCCAUCUGCACUCAAAACAAGUUACAGGUCAAACAUGAUUCAUUUAUCUCACAUUGCUUCUAUCACCAUUUACCUCCUUUACCACCCUCUCCCCCUCACAGGGGAGCUACACUGGGGCUUAGCAAAAACUGUAGGUUUUUAGCUGCUACACUGGACACAUAGAUGUUUUACGCCGGCGUGAGCAGACCGCGAGCCACUUUACCAAAUGUUCUCAGGUGUGAGCCGCGUGUCAAAUUCUUGAAAACAGAAAAAUAGCGUAAUUUUACAUUGAACAGCGCUAGCCUCUCACAGAGCUGUGCUGCUUACGUCCAGGUUUCAUUGAAAUUAAUGGGAGUGUAGCACGCUCUGCAAAACAUAUGCUUCCAGUGUAGCACGCCUGUUGGUGACCUAUCCUCUUUCCUUAGCAGAAGCUCAACUGCCAGACAGUGGAAUUGUAUUUACCUUCUGGCUUCCCGUGGACUGUUUUUGUACAACCCAAUAGAAUUGAAAGCAACGCUAGUGUAUGUAAAUACACCCGCGUUGCUAAAAGCAGCUAGGGUGUCAUGAAAACAGUCGAUUUUUAGAUGCUACAAUUGAUGCAUAGAUUUAGUAGGCAUCAGCAGAAUGCAAGCCACUUUACCAAGUGUUAUUGGGUGUUAGCCAUGCGUCAAAUUCUUGAUAAUAGUACCAGAGCAUAAUUUUACACUGAACAGCGUGAGCCUCUCAUGGAGCUGUGCUGCUUACCUCCAGGUUUCAUUUAAAUGAAUGGAAGCGUCACACGCUCUUCAAAAGUUACGUGUCCAGUGUAGCACGUCAGUUAGUGACCUCUUCUCUUAUCCUCAGCAGAAGCUCAACUGCCAAACAGUGUCAACGUUCUACCAGAGUCAGAGCAGCAUCCACCCAGCUUUCCUCCCAGAGGGCCCUUCUCCUCUGGGCCACAACCGGAGCUACUGUGGCCAGGAGCCCUCACCGGAGGAGGUUCUGGAGGAGCAUGACCUCCUGGAGUCAAUCGCCUGGCCACAGCCUCAGCCCCAUUCUGUGAAUGUUUUCCUGAACCAGACCAGUGACCCUGCACACAGCCUUUUUGUGAUCCUGCCAGCAGGGGGCAAGAGAGAGUGGCACGUGGGGGACCAGCUGGAGGCUCUAGUCCAUAUGCACGAUUUCCAGGGGCGUCCCAAGAGCUAUGGUGGAGACUUCUUGCUGGCCCGGCUGCACUCCCCCAAGUUGGGGGCAGGCGUUGUAGGACAGGUGCUGGACCACAGGAAUGGGACCUACUCUGCCAUUUUCCCGUUAUUAUGGCAGGGGUCUGCACAGGUGGAGGUGACACUGGUCCAUCCUAGUGAGGCAGUUCAUGUUCUAGGACGGUUACGAGAGGAACGGCCUGAUCGGAUUUUCUUUAAGAGUUUGUUUCGCUCUGGAAAACUGUCCCAAACAACUGUAUGUAACCUGUGUCUGCCGACAAACCAGGAGCCGCUGUGCAAUUACACAGACCCCCACACAGGGGAGCCCUGGUACUGCUACAAGCCCAAGCUGCUGAGCUGUGACACACGGAUCAACCACGCUAGCAGAGGAAACUAUGUGAAACAUCUACUCACCAACAAAGAGGCAUUGCUCUUCCAGAGGUUAGUGAGGGGUACAAUCCGUAUGUGAGUGAAAGUAUGUCUAAUUGAAUCACAGACUUUGUUUUCAAUGUAUCAGAUUGCUUGCUGCUGUGGGUUUAUUUAACAUUUAAAUAUGAUUCUCUUUCAAUUCUUUCUCAGUGGUGUAAACAUAAAGGUUCACAUUCAUCCUUCAGGGUCUGACAGUGUCAUUGUGCUGCCUGAGAAAAAAGGUAGGAGAGCAUGGAGAUGCCACAGUACAACUGUGUGUUUAUCUUUUUAACGCUAGCUAGCCAGCCUACUAACCGCUCUGCUUUGUGGCUGUAUACUUCAACCCUGGAGUGGUUCUGGGUGUGCAGGACAGUAUUCGAGCCCACUACUGCAUCUACAGUAGUGUAAGGUGGGAAAGCACCUCUAUUGCCUGUAAAGUGAUGAUGCUAGCCGGUGCAAGAUGCUUGCGUUCCUCUUUCAGACAAAGCAGACGUGGAGAGAAGCAGCAUGAAGACAGAGUCUACCAGGAUCACUCCUUCCGGGUAUUACUUCCAAGGGUCAUGGCGAGCUCUGGGUGGUGGUGUGAUGUGCCAGUUUAACGACUCGUCUGCCACUCAGUGUCUGAAGGGCAAGGUGGUGUACAUGUACGGAGACUCUACUGUCAGACAGUGGUUCGAGUACCUCAACGCCUUAUUACCAGGUGAGUUCUGUCUGCAAGUCCUGUGACAUCGCUCACUCUCUGAUGCCUCAGGUGCUUUCUAACUCGCUCUUCUGUCUGUCCAACUCCCAACUCUCCCUUCCUCUUUGUGACAGAGCUGAAGGAGUUCAAUCUUUACAGUCCUAAGAAGGUGGGGCCUUUCAUGGCAGUGGACAGCACCCACAACGUCCUGCUGAAGUACCAUUGUCACGGUCCUCCAAUCCGCUACUCUACUGUCAUCGCCAGUGAGAUGCGCUAUGUAGCUAACGAGCUGGAUGGCCUGACUGGCGGGUCGAACACUGUGGUGAUUAUCAGUGUAUGGUCCCAUUUCAGCACCUACCCUGUGCAGGCCUACAUUCGCAGACUACGCCACAUUCGGCGGGCGCUGGUGCGGCUUCUGGACCGGGCUCCGGGGACCCUGGUAGUGUUGCGCUCGGCCAACCUCCAGGCCCAGAACCCGGAGGUGAGCCUGUACAAUAGUGACUGGUUCUCAGUGCAGCUGGACGGGGUGCUCAGGGCCAUGUUCAGGGGUCUGGAUGUCUUGCUGAUAGAUGCCUGGGAGAUGACCCUUGCCCACCACCUCCCCCAUGCCCUCCACCCGCCCCCCAUCAUUAUCAAGAACAUGAUAAACAUUAUCCUAACUCAUGUCUGCCCAGGGAAGAGCUAGCAGAUUUGAGUUAAAUGAUUUAUGUCAGAAUUAUCCAUCAUUCAACACCUAUACAAUAUUGGCAAUAUGCCUAGUAAUCCAAAUUGUACAUACUGUAUCUGACAUGUA